AUGGCGAUGGUCUGGAUCCUGGUACAUCUGGCCUCACCACCAUCGUUAUCCACCGAUCUGCCCCACUCAGACGAAAGAAUUCGCCGGGUUAUCUCGACAAAGCGAGACGGAGGCCACUUCACGGUCUUUUCGCUAGCGGAUUCUGAAGAUUCGACGGCGGCUUCUUCAUCCUCGGGUCGCUCCGAACUCAACUCCCGUUUAAACGUCGGGAGGGUGCUCCUCAGGAACGUACAGUCCGGUCUGCGCUCAACAUUUUUACCGUCAGGGUAUCCAGCACGAACUCCUCCCGGAUACCUCCGCUACAGUGUUUGGAGCUGGGUACAGGACUUGUCGACACAGCUACGUUCCGUGCUGGCGACCCAACGUGUACUGGAAGGUGUCGGGGUUGGUCGAGAGGGCGCUACGGCUUUGUCAGCGUUGUUAAAUUUCUUGGUCCGUGACGGCUGCGGAAUGGCUGCGAGCUUGGCCUUUACAUCGGCUGCGGCCUCGCGUUUUCAAUCCGACGUUAAGCGGUGGCGUAUUUUUGCCGAUGUCAUGGUCGAUAUCGGUAUCACGCUUGAAGUCGCGGCGUCCGCUUGCCCACCCACCUUGUUUCUACCAAUGAUUUCGUUGGGUAACGCGUGCAAGGCAAUGUGUGGCGUUGCGGCCGGAGCAUGUGGUGGGGCGAUCAAUCUGCAUUGGGCGAAAGGAUCAGACAUUUCAGAUAUUCAGGCCAAGUUUGGUGCCCAACACACCGUAACUGGAAGCCUCGGGCUCGUGUUUGCCGCCUUUUUUGCCAAGUCCGUGUCCACUGUACCGGGAGGAAGGUUAUGGAUUUUGUACGCAGCCUUGACUGCCUUGCACGUCAUGGCCAACUUGCGAUGUAUGCGUAUAAUUCAUUUUGACGUCUUCAAUACCACACGACUGCGAUUAGUGUUACGCGCUCUCUUCGAAUCGGGUACACUAUCGAAUAAAACAGCAGUGACGACGGCAGAGAAUGGCAGCGUAUUUGAAAAUCCUCCUUUUCCCAAAACUAUGCCGACGCCGUCCGAAAUUGCACAGAUUGAGCCACUCUUGUUCCUGCCGCAGCCAGCCUCUGUCCCAAUAUACUUUGGAGUUUCGUUUGAUCGCUUCGCCAAAUUGUCGGGUAAGCCACGUGCGGAACUCGAAGAUUCGCUGCUUUACCGUGAACACGAAUCAUACAUAAUAAGCUCCGCGGCUUCGUCAUCGUUGAUAUCAAUGGGCAACGGCCGACGUUGCGUCGUAGUCGCCCUAAGCUCUGAAUGCACGCCAAUCGUUCAAAUUCAAGCUUACUAUCAUGCAUUUCUCCUAGCGCGCUUGCUCUCGCACUUGAAACCUUUUGAAAGAAACGGACCAAGGGAGGAUUCCGAUCGGGCCGAAUCAGCAGCGCGGCAGCAGGUCCAAGAGUAUUGGAAAAGCUUUGUCGACGCGGCGCAUCAUAAAGGUUGGGAUUUGACCAAAACGCAGCUCCGAACUCAGGGGUAUGAGAUUGAAAUUCAGUAGACGGGCGCUUAUGAAUAGAUGGAUCUUCUAUGCUUAAUGUUACGUGCACGGUUAUUUGAAUGACGAAUGAAGCUUUUGAUGUAGUUUUAAUUUCACGCAUAGUAAUGUGGUGAGCUGACGACGUCUUCUAACGAUUCCAGCUGCUCUUGAGUGAAUACUUUGCGAUGAAGUUCCCAAUUGUCCGACAUGUGCGUCUUUUUGUAAUCUGCACAACACCGCUUGACGGCGUCGCGCACUCCAAGCGGAGCAUUGCGCUCAAACGAAUGCUUCGAGAUGGCCGCCAAUGCGACCGGCACAUACGAGGGUGUCUCAUAUGGUUGAGAAUUGACAGCAGCACACAGGAAAAAGACAGACGAUUGCUGGUUCCGAAUACGUUUCUGCUCUUUCGCCCAACAAAGAUCGGACUCGUCGUCCUCUUCCAUAUUGUUCGUAUCUUUUUUCGUUCGCUUCAUUUUGGAUUUUGUUGCUAGUUUGGCAUACUUAUUCACCAUCGCGUUAAUUUCAUCGUCCGGCAAGGCAGACAAAAUACCUGUCAAGGCUGCAAUGGCAGCAGCUGAUACUUCGCGACGGUCAUCGGCUAGCAGUGCGGCUACAAUAGACAUAGCCUGUAAGCUGUUUUCGGACGAAAACAAGAACUUGUGGGACCCCUGAAAGCAUCGCAGAAAGUUGGCACUAGCAUGCCGCACUUGCCAGGUAGCAUGACUUGAAGCAUUCUCAACAAUUUUCAGCACACGUUGUAUAUCGUUCUGGCUACCAUAAGAGAUCACAGCAGUGAUGCUCAUUUCAGCGAUGCUGUAUCGAAAAGCUUUCGUCACUUCAGCUUCAAGUGCUCUUUUUGCUGUAUUUUCUUCUGGGCUGCUUGCAUCAUUGCCAUUAAUCUCGACUUCGACGGUAGACUUUAGAGCUUCAAAAGCAACAGGAAGCAAAGGAAUCACGUAGUCGGAGUACUCAAACUUGGCUUCUCCCAAGUGAACGCAGUAGGAAAUGAAGCGCCUAGUGGUACUCAAUGCAUUGUAUCGAUCGACAAACUUCCAUUCCUGACCUCUUCCUAGACUCUCAAGCUUGGCAACGAUCAUGCUACCCGGAUCGGAUGUAGACUCGGCUAUAAGAUUGAGCUGCAUUGCGCUGUUGUUUCGACUCGGGCCUCUUGAUGCGCUGACGCGUGCUCUUUUCCGGUGGCAAUAGCAUAUUCUGAACAAACAACGUGCGAUAUGAUCUCGGCAGCUAUCGAAUGGAUGGCCCAGGGCAUCAGUCAACCGCUGAAGAAGAACACUCGUAACAAGCUGCCAAGAAUCGUCUAGAUCCACCCUCGUCACGUCAGGAGCCAACAAUAAAGAAGACUUUUCGAUCAAACUUGGAGUGUACAACAUGGUACCUACUCCUGAGGGAAGCUCGUGGCUUAUUGUCUCGUCCAUCUCAAUCAGCACAGCUGAAAAGAGAUAGAGCCACUUUGACUGGGCCGUAAAUCCUUCAGUCCCAUUGCCCGGGACGGCGGGUCCUGCUUCAGCACUCGCCAUUUCAGUGUAACCUUCGUCGUCGGACGAAGGCUGCCAUAGCGUACUUCCGACCCUUUCUACCAACCAAGAGGUAAAAGGGUAGAACGAAGAAGGUGAGCAAAAUUGCAGAGCAUAGCGAAUUGCAUCGAAAUAAGCCCCAGAAAGAGAAAAAGGAAUUUUUGCCAUGACGUCUUCCAAAUGUGGCAAAAAAAGACUCUCCCACAAACUUGAAGGCUCGCCUCGGCAAGCUCGCAAAAACCAACCGCAUACGCCCGAAAAGAUCUCUGCCGAGGUUAUCUGCUGAUUUCGCUGAUCUUCACUGGGAAGGGCUGAUGCGAUGUCUUGGGAAAACGAGAGAAGGUGACGCGAUGCUGCUUCGGCUUCCGCUCUGGGAAGGCAGGACAAGACAAGCUCGACCACCUGGCUGUGCGAUACUUUGAAGGCGCCCAUGCUUUGGCUCGUUCUUUGAAACGGAAAAAGCGUGCGAGGGGCAACGUGGCGGGCAGAAUCGCGAAUGAUGUCUUCGACUCCUGCCGACCACUGUGCAUCGUGUCCUCCGCCAACACUGGUAUCCUCUUUGUGGUCAAAAACCAGUGCGUUACCAAAAACGAUGCAGAAACGCUUGUUCUUCAUUUUCUCUUGUAGGACGGACGUGUUGCCUUCGCAUUUCGCAAAAGUGACAAGUUUUCCAAACAGUCCGAGUGCGACACGUUGCAACGGUUGUCCUGCCUCGCUCUCCAAGAUUCGAAAACAAGCAUUCCAUAUCUGUGAAGACAAAUCUUCAACCCUCAUGUCAUCAAUAUCCACAAAAGCCUCCAAAAACCAACAUGCCAUCAAGAGUUUCCUCCAGUGGACGGCUCCUCUCUCUGUAGAGCUAUCUUCAUCUUUUGAGUCUUCCUUUUCCGUUGCGUUUUCACGAAGAAUUUCCAGGACAUAGCGAAGAGUUGCUUGAUGGUACUCCUGAUCUACCGGUGACAUAUGCGGAAGCCAAUAAAACCGGGAUCGGAAGGGAGAGAAUACCGACUGAAGAUAAAGAACAACCUUCUGCAUCUCUUCGGUUGGCAUGGCUGCUACGAGACUAUCGGUUCCGAGAACAGCUUGAGCGAACUGGAAUCUCAUCUUCUGAGUUCCGAGCGCAAACUUCAUGGCUCGCUGCUGAGACAAAAUGGAACACACUCCUUUUAUUGAAUCUGCGAGUCGCUUUCGCUUCCCUUGGAAGUUGACGUUAGAGAGGAGUGCCGCACAUGAUGGGAUACCAAAUGUUCCGUUCAUUGUUUCGUCCUUCAAAGAAAUCGCGGAAAGGAGCCGUGGAAUGCGUGACGCGACAAGCCAUCCGAAGCGCGUCAUCGCGUAGUCAAUGACGCUGAUGGCAGAAGCACGUACUCGAGCGUUUGCAUGGCAACACAAGGCAAAGAGUCCAUCGACAAUACCCUCGUAAGCAUCUAAAGGGCGAGUCGUCUUGGAGACGAGAAGCGAUUCUAGGUACUCAGCCAUGUCCAUGAGACUUGUUUUGACGCUGAACAAAGUAGUCUUGGGACUGUUUAGGUCGCACUCAAGCCGUCUAAGACUACGAGGUACCUCGAAGCUGGCAUUGCGUUGUAAGGAGUCAUGAAAGAGCUGUACACGGGUGACUAAGAGGCGACGUGGUACAGUUUUUCCGGCAUCUUCACCAUCCUUGUACUGAACCGACGUGCUGCUUGAGAACAUGUCAGCGCACUGGAGACCUUCCCCAACGUGAUC
Molecule: messenger RNA, 4739 nt
Organism: Phaeodactylum tricornutum CCAP 1055/1
Lineage: Eukaryota; Bacillariophyta; Bacillariophyceae; Surirellales; Neidiaceae
Exons: 2
Coding region: 1-1503 (500 amino acids)
Source: RefSeq, a predicted model, not a curated record